Molecule: messenger RNA, 1382 nt
Organism: Melanotaenia boesemani (Boeseman's rainbowfish)
Lineage: Eukaryota; Metazoa; Chordata; Actinopteri; Atheriniformes; Melanotaeniidae
Gene: epyc
Product: epiphycan
Exons: 8
Coding region: 181-1287 (368 amino acids)
Molecular function (GO): protein binding
Source: RefSeq, a predicted model, not a curated record
CACACACCUAGACACUUGUCACAUUCACAUAAACACACACCUUAUACACAUUUCACGCACGCACCCUCCCUCUUCAAGGCACCCUGUGCGACCUCUCACCAUUGGCCAAAUCCCGGAGCCCUCAGCAUCUCCAUCACGGCUGAAGGGACCAUUCGGGAAAGCAGGAGACAGAGGUGGACUAUGAGGAUGUUUGUGCAGCUCGUAUUCGGACUCUUCGUCCUCAAAGCGGCAGUAGCCAGCCCCAGAUUUUCCCGACAGCUGGACUUAGACACAUACAACAGCGCUAACUAUGAUGUGGAGAAUGAGGAGAACGAGUAUGACUAUGAUGAUGGAUUAACAACUGAUGACUCUCAGGCAGAGAUUGAAACACUGGCUCCCCACUAUAACUAUCCUGAACCUGGGGAGGAAGAGCUGGAGGAAGAGGAGGAGCAGGAGGAAGGAGAAGAAGAGCAGCCUCUAAAAGCCCAGCUUGUCCCUCAGGGUUCUGGGGGAUCUGGCCUUCUCAUGGGUCCAGACACACAGAAAGAGGAGGAGCUGUUUCCAACCACACCAGAAACCCCUCAGGAGGGGGCUGGCAGUCAGGAAGAGAUUGAGAGCUCUGGUUUCCCAGAGCCUGAACAGCCAGAGAAGCCUGAUGAGCCUGAGGUUGACAUAUCAGGUAUGCCCACUUGCUUGCUGUGCACAUGCCUCGGGGGUUCAGUCUACUGUGAUGACUUGAAGCUGAACAGCGUACCACCUCUGCCCAAAGACACCACUCACUUCUACGCUCGCUACAACAAAAUCACCAAGAUCAACAAGUCCGACUUUGCUUUCAUGAACAAGCUGAAGAGGAUCGAUUUGACUGCGAAUGAGAUCACAUCCAUCGAGGAUAGAGCAUUCAUUGGUCUACCCGAGCUGGAGGAACUUGUGAUGCGAGAAAAUUACAUCUCACAGCUGCCAUCUCUUCCGGAGACCAUGACCUUGAUUGAUGCCAGCCACAAUAACAUCGGUUCAAAGGGUAUUCAUAAAGAGGCUUUCAAAGAUAUGACUGGCCUGCUGUACCUGUACCUAACAGACAACAACAUUGAUUAUAUCCCAGUGCCUCUACCAGACAGCCUGCGAUCUCUACACCUACAGCGUAACAAUAUUCAAAUGAUGCACGAGGACACAUUUUGCAACCUGAACGAUUUCAACUACAUCAGGAACGCACUGGAGGACAUCCGUCUGGACGGCAACCCCAUCAACCUCAGCAGGACCCCGCAGGCUUACGUCUGCCUGCCACGUAUACCAAUCGGGGAUCUCAUUUAACCACACUUGGGCCGACACUCUUGCACACAAGUACAACCACAUGCACACAUAUUUGUACAUACUGACACAGACUUAUAGUAUAUUCACCACUCAAA